Molecule: messenger RNA, 2388 nt
Organism: Lindgomyces ingoldianus
Lineage: Eukaryota; Fungi; Ascomycota; Dothideomycetes; Pleosporales; Lindgomycetaceae
Product: MFS transporter-like protein Fmp42
Exons: 2
Coding region: 97-1929 (610 amino acids)
Biological process (GO): transmembrane transport
Cellular component (GO): fungal-type vacuole membrane
Molecular function (GO): transmembrane transporter activity
Source: RefSeq, a predicted model, not a curated record
GUCCUUUCACUCUCCUGACCCCUCCUGCAGCUUGCGGCCUUUGAAGCUGUCUCCCAACAGGCCUUGGAGCUUCUUUUCCUUUGGGUUAAGCUGCAAAUGUCUUUAGUACAACAUGUCACGACUUUCGAGGGUACAGAUAGAGAGGAGGCGUUGGUGGACGUAUUCCUCCCGCCGCUCGAACGCCAAAUUUCUCUUGAACAGGCGUCAGAGCGCCGCCUGUCUCUUGAGAGUUCCGAAUUUCCUGGACAAGUCAAAACAAUUCGACGGAUAAUCAGCUAUGACGCACUGAAAGCACCAGAGGAAAUGCAAGAGGACUACGGUGGAGUCACUCCUUACCACAUCUCUAUGGCUCGGCGUAUCUUGCAGGUCACCGCGACAGUAUUAGCAUGUUGGUUUGCAAGCGGCAUUGUUUUUGGAUUCGCGGCGCUGAAGCCAAUUCUCAUCCAAGAGGGUGUCUUCAGAGAGCUCUGCAAACCAGAGGAAAUUGAUAUGAAUGUCGAAGUGUGUCUCGAACAGGACUUGCGCCUGAACUUCUUCUUCAGCUUGGCUUCCACAACCGCGAAUGUCUCCGCGCUGCCAAUUGGGACUAUGCUUGAUCGCUAUGGACCUAGGCUCUGUUAUUAUUUUGGUUCUCUAUGUCUUGCUGCUGGGAGCAUUCUUAUGAGCCUUGCUUUUCAGAUCGACGAGUUUGACGGUUAUACUAUUGCGAACUUCUUCCUUGCGCUUGGAGGGACAUCGAUUUUCCUACCAUCAUUCCAGAUCGCGAACGCCUUUCCAAAGUACUCUGGCACUAUUGUCGCUCUCGUUACUGGCGCUUUCGAUGCCUCAGCUGCUGUGUUUCUGUUCUAUAGGCUCGCUUAUGAUGCCAGUAUGGGUAGAUUCACGCCCCAAGUCUUCUUCCUUGUCUAUCUCAUUGUCCCCAUUGCCAUCACCAUUGCCCAAAUGACUUUCCUACCAAGCGAGAGCUAUAAAACACCCCCACAACUAGAUAUGAAGAUUGCACGAGCUGAAGAUCCAACGCGCGAUGUUCAUUCCUCGGACGAUGAGCUACCAGACGAUGAGAUGUGGCAACGUAGGAAGACUCGAAGCGUACGUCGAAGGAGGAGGCUAAACAAGCUCGAUAAGCUGGUUGGAGAUCCCGAGUUUCGAAAACAUCAAGAAGAAAAGUUAGAGCAUAGGCAAGAAGCAUCUAAAGUUUGGGGUGCUUUGCACAACAAGCCUGCGAAAGAACAGAUGCUGAGUCCAUGGUUUAUCCUCAUCACUCUCCUCACAGUUCUGCAGAUGGUUCGAAUGAACUACUUCAUCGCCACCAUCCGCGAGCAGUAUGACUACAUGCUCAGCUCAAGCGUUCUCGCGACCCAGAUCAACUCAUUCUUUGACUGGGCGCUCCCCCUCGGCGGCGUGAUCUCCACACCUUUCCUCGGCUUAUUGCUUGACAACGUUAGCACUCCCGGAGUCCUUUUUAUCCUCGUAGCAAUCAUUACCGUCAUAGGUGUCAUCGGCUCCAUCUCAGCAAUGUGGGCCGGCUACAUCAACGUCAUCCUCUUCGUCCUUCUCCGCCCUCUAUACUACUCUGCCAUGUCCGACUACGCCGCCAAAGUCUUCGGCUUCGCAACUUUCGGUCGCGUCUAUGGAACCAUCAUCUGCUUUUCUGGUCUCGUCAACCUCUCACAAACCGCUAUUGACGCGCUUACCAAAGCCACAUUCCAUGGAAACCCAAUUCCUGUCAACGCAUUCCUCGCCAGUGCCGGGUUUGUCAUUGGAGCUGCGCUGGUGGCGUUCGUAGGCAUUCAGUCGCACCGCAUGCAUAAAAGGCUGGAAGAUGAGGAUGCGAUGACACUUACUAAUACAGAGGUGGACAGUAUGUUGGAUAAUCUGCUUGAGGAGAAUGAACCGAGGUCUGAUGGUAGUAUUGCUAACAGUUUUUGAUCGCAGACUCGAAAGAAACGCGGUGUCACGAUCUUUGGGCGACGGCAAUCAUGUGUAUGGGAUGGCAUUCCAUGAUGUCUUCCGCGUUUCGAGAUACUACCUGCAGAAUUUCCCAUGCUUUCUAUGUUCCCGACGUGUAGCAUGGGAUGGCAUUGUUGCAAGGAAGCAAACUAAGAUUUGCAUGCGAACAUGAAUUUCUGUGGUUUCUGUCCUCGUUCUUUCGUCGAUUUCCAGUGUCAAGCGUUUCCGUAAAUUUGGUACGUACUGUACAAGCGUGGAUUCGAGGGUCUUUGUUCGAAAAAGUUGGUGCGUUGAAUUCGGAAUCUUUUUGAGGAAUCUCUUUCUUUCCCAAUUUCAACCAUUUCUGAGGAAUUGGAUAUGUGCACAGAUGAUUUUCAGGGUCUCUUGUCAAUGCAGUCUGGUCCUUUUGGUACCGUAAAGUUGAAGCGUUAUGUUCGG